Messenger RNA from Andrographis paniculata, 2435 nucleotides. Its product is annotated as polyubiquitin. NCBI's taxonomy places the organism in Eukaryota, Viridiplantae, Streptophyta, Magnoliopsida, Lamiales, Acanthaceae. Gene Ontology annotation, biological process: protein ubiquitination; modification-dependent protein catabolic process. Gene Ontology annotation, cellular component: nucleus; cytoplasm. The transcript is spliced from 3 exons. The record is from RefSeq and is a predicted model, not a curated record. Bases 162 to 2234 code for a protein of 690 amino acids. Gene Ontology annotation, molecular function: protein tag activity; ubiquitin protein ligase binding.
UGGCUUUAUUUGAUUGGGCCUCUACGUAAGGCGGUUCAACCUAAAGUCGGUGCGCACGCCUAUUUAACGUGCGUUCUUCUAGCAAAGGUUUCAUUGCUACGGAAUUGCAGUAUACCCCCUUCCUUCUCGAUCCUUUGUUUCUCCCGAUUACCGUCGUCAAGAUGCAGAUCUUCGUCAAAACCCUCACCGGCAAGACCAUCACCCUCGAGGUGGAAAGCUCCGACACCAUCGACAAUGUCAAGGCCAAAAUCCAGGAUAAGGAAGGCAUCCCUCCCGAUCAGCAGAGGCUGAUCUUCGCCGGAAAGCAGCUAGAGGACGGCCGCACACUCGCCGAUUACAACAUCCAGAAAGAAUCCACUCUCCACCUCGUCCUCCGUCUCCGCGGUGGGAUGCAAAUCUUCGUCAAAACCCUAACGGGCAAAACCAUAACCCUGGAGGUCGAGAGCUCCGACACCAUCGACAAUGUGAAAGCCAAGAUCCAGGACAAGGAAGGCAUUCCUCCGGACCAACAGCGCCUGAUCUUCGCCGGUAAGCAGCUCGAGGAUGGCCGCACCCUCGCCGAUUACAAUAUCCAGAAGGAAUCGACCCUCCAUUUGGUCCUCCGUCUCCGCGGUGGGAUGCAGAUCUUCGUCAAAACCCUCACCGGCAAGACUAUUACCCUCGAGGUGGAAAGCUCCGACACCAUCGACAAUGUCAAGGCCAAAAUCCAGGACAAGGAAGGCAUCCCUCCGGAUCAACAGCGGCUGAUCUUUGCAGGCAAGCAGCUCGAGGACGGCCGCACCCUCGCCGACUACAAUAUUCAGAAGGAAUCCACUCUCCAUUUAGUCCUCCGUCUCCGGGGCGGGAUGCAGAUCUUUGUCAAAACCCUCACCGGAAAGACCAUUACCCUCGAAGUUGAAAGCUCCGACACCAUCGAUAACGUGAAAGCCAAGAUCCAGGACAAGGAAGGCAUCCCUCCGGACCAGCAGAGGCUGAUCUUUGCAGGAAAGCAGCUCGAAGAUGGCCGCACUCUCGCCGACUACAACAUUCAGAAGGAAUCCACUCUUCAUUUGGUCCUCCGUCUCCGUGGUGGGAUGCAGAUUUUCGUUAAAACCCUGACGGGGAAGACGAUAACUCUGGAGGUGGAGAGCUCGGACACGAUCGACAAUGUGAAGGCGAAGAUUCAGGACAAGGAGGGGAUCCCGCCGGACCAGCAGAGGCUGAUAUUUGCGGGGAAGCAGCUGGAGGAUGGGAGGACGCUGGCUGAUUACAACAUCCAGAAGGAGUCCACCCUCCACCUCGUCCUGCGCCUCCGUGGCGGUAUGCAGAUCUUCGUCAAAACCCUCACCGGCAAGACCAUCACCCUCGAGGUUGAAAGCUCCGACACCAUCGACAAUGUCAAGGCCAAAAUCCAGGAUAAGGAAGGCAUUCCUCCGGAUCAACAGAGGCUGAUCUUCGCCGGAAAGCAGCUCGAGGACGGCCGCACCCUCGCCGACUACAACAUCCAGAAGGAGAGCACCCUCCACUUGGUCCUCCGUCUCCGCGGUGGGAUGCAGAUCUUCGUCAAAACCCUUACCGGAAAGACCAUUACCCUCGAGGUCGAGAGCUCCGACACCAUCGACAAUGUGAAAACCAAAAUCCAGGAUAAGGAAGGCAUCCCUCCGGAUCAACAGAGGCUGAUCUUCGCCGGUAAGCAGCUCGAGGAUGGCCGCACUCUCGCCGACUACAACAUCCAGAAGGAAUCCACUCUUCAUUUGGUCCUCCGUCUCCGCGGUGGUAUGCAAAUCUUCGUCAAAACCCUGACGGGGAAAACCAUAACACUGGAGGUCGAGAGCUCCGACACAAUCGACAACGUGAAGGCCAAAAUCCAGGACAAGGAAGGCAUCCCUCCCGACCAGCAGCGGCUGAUCUUCGCCGGCAAGCAGCUCGAAGAUGGCCGCACUCUUGCCGACUACAACAUUCAGAAGGAAUCAACUCUGCACUUGGUGCUGAGGCUGAGGGGAGGAAUGCAGAUCUUCGUCAAGACCCUGACGGGGAAGACGAUAACUCUGGAGGUUGAGAGCUCGGACACAAUCGACAACGUGAAGGCGAAGAUUCAGGACAAGGAGGGGAUCCCGCCGGACCAGCAGAGGCUGAUAUUUGCAGGGAAGCAGCUGGAGGACGGGAGGACUCUGGCUGAUUACAACAUCCAGAAGGAGUCCACCCUCCACCUUGUCCUCCGCCUCCGUGGCGGUGCUACUGCUGCUGCCUUCUAGAAGGUACUACUGUUCUGAGUUGUUAAGGAGAUGUCCGGUGACUGUUCUGUGAAUUGGUGUUUUUAAUGAAUAAUGCUGUUCCUUCUAUUAUAAAGUAGUCAUGUUUAUGUUUGGAUUUGAUAUUUGACUUAGUAGCAGGGGAGGGUCACCCUGCUAAUUUAUCCAGACAAAAGUAAUGGUAUUAUGAUGUUUAAUACGUAA